Molecule: messenger RNA, 2603 nt
Organism: Miniopterus natalensis
Lineage: Eukaryota; Metazoa; Chordata; Mammalia; Chiroptera; Miniopteridae
Source: RefSeq, a predicted model, not a curated record
CGGGGCCCAAACCCGGUCGCGGUACCUCGUAGUCACCCGGAGCGUUCCUAAAAAAUGCAGAGGCCCGGGUUCCACCCCGAAGUCCACCCCUGUCUGCCAGGUGUGGAGAGGGGCAGGAGGAAGGGGCCUGGAAUCUGAGCUUCUGCCUCUUGAAACGACUUCCCAGGAAAUCCAGUCAUCCAGCCACAGUGGUAACCUCUGGGCUACGUAGGUGGCUUAGCACCCAUCGAAGGAUAACAUCCCACUAGAAAUUAAACUUUGUAAGGUUAGGGACCAUGACCUCCCUGUUCCACUGUAUAGGCAGCUUUUUGGAUAAUGCCAGGCCCGUGAUAGAUGCUCAGAAAAUGUUUGCUGGGUAUAUGACUGCAGCAUCCUAAGAUCCCACGAGCCUUUCUCAUCCCUCCCAGGCUGCUUAUGUGGGGAGAGUACUCACACUCCUACUAGGAAAAACGAUGAUGCUAACUCUCACUGAGCACGUGCGGGGUGCUCGCUGUGCUGGGUGCUUUAAUAUGCAUGAUGUUUUUAUGUCUACAUCAACCCUAUUGGAGAGGCGUCAUCUGCACUUCACAAGUGAGGACGCUGAGGCUUGGAAAUGUGAAGCAGUUUACACAAGGUCACCCAGAUAGCGACUGCACCUGGGCUCAGAGUCCACACUCUGAUACCAAAGCUGCACCUGUCAAUGGGGACAUUAUAUUGUGUUGUGACAAUGGAUGUGAAGGUGAUCUGUGGCCUCUUGGGAGCACUGUGCUAACCAGAGCCACCUCAUGCCAGUAGAUUAAUAACAUCAAUGCUAAUAAGUACAGGUAUAUUGAGCCCUAACUGGGUGCAGGAUGAUUUGCUAAGUGCUUAACAUGAGUCUUCAUAACUAACACAUAGAUCUUACCCCAGUUUUAUCAGUUAGGUGAUCAGGACUCACACCAGGUCAAGUAACUUACCUAAGAUCCUGUCCUACACUCGUCCCAAUUUCUUCCCUUUCAGACAUGGUCGCAGUUCUAGGGGAAACCACAGGACACCGUGCCCUGAAGUUCCUCAGGGACCAGAUGAAGAGGGAUCCAGAGGGUACCCAGAUCCUGCAGGAGCGUCCCCGAAUCUCUCUGUCCACCCUUGACCUGGGCAAGCUCCAGAGCCUGCCUGAGGGCUCCCUUGGCCGAGAAUACCUCCGUUUCCUGGAUGUGAAUAGGGUCUCCCCAGAUACCCGAGCGCCCACCCGGUUCGUGGACGAGGAGGAGCUGGCCUACGUGAUCCAGCGGUACCGGGAGGUGCACGACAUGCUGCACACGCUGCUGGGGAUGCCCACCAACAUGCUGGGAGAGAUCGUGGUGAAGUGGUUUGAGGCUGUCCAGACCGGCCUGCCCAUGUGCAUCCUGGGCGCACUCUUCGGACCAGUGCGACUCAGUGCCCAGCACCUGCAAGUGCUGGUCUCGGAGCUGGGUCCGUGGGCGGUUCAGAAUGGGCGCCGGGCGCCCUGUGUCCUCAACGUGUACUUCGAGCGGCGCUGGGAGCAGCCCCUGACGGCCCUGCGGGCGGAGUUGGGCAUCACCGAGCCCCCCAGGCACUUCUAGGGCCUGGCCUAGGCCUGGGCUGUGGCUGGCUCCCCACCCGCACCCCACCCACUUCCCCAGGGCAGAGGCUCCUCCGCCACCACCUUUUUUCCUCUUCUGCCAGCGCUGACCCUUGGACGUAUUUAUCAGGAUUUGUCAUAACGUUGCCGAGUGGCCUUGGGGCUGGCACAGGAGGGAGAGGGCAGUGCAGCGGGGCUCCCAGGGAGUCGAGCGCCCAAGAGAACCACACGGAGCAGGACCCUGCCGUCUGGACUCGGGCUGGGAUGUUCCUGCCCACACCCCUGGCGCAGAGCCUCCCGCCGGCCAGGCUUUCUGGGGCAGGCCGGGUGUCCUCCUGGGAUCGGGGACAGUGCCCAGUUCCAAAGGCCGGAGGAGAGGGGGAAAGGAGUCUCCACGGUGAAGAAAGGCUCUGGUCCCAUCAGGUCCUGCUUCGCCUGCCUUGGUCCCGUACUGGCUGACCCCGGCCGCCUCGGGCCUUGGAGCCCCGAGAGGAAACAUCCCCUCCAGCCUGUGCUUCAGCUGCUUGGCCCAUCUCUGCCCUGAAGCUGGGCAAACGGAUUCAAGCUUCCGACUCCUCUACGGUUCUCUAGUGGAGGGCAGGGGGCAAGUCCCGUCCCCUCGGCCACUUCAUCAGUAAGAGGGGAACGGAAACAGCGCCGCCUCCCGUGGCCAGUGUGGGGGUUUCAGGGGACCCUCAGCAGGAGGGCUUCCGAGGAAGGACCCCAGAGGCAGGCGGGGGAGGCCGCGUGAGACUGCGGGCCGGGGCCACGGAGAGAGGACAGGCGGGUGAAAGGGACUGUUGGAGAGUGGGUGGCCCUGUCUUUGGAUUUAGAGGCAGACACACUGCGAGAAUGGCAGGGCACUCGGUUCCGGGGGGCCAGUUCCUCCUCAUGAGGAACGGGCAACGAAGGCCCAGAGGUGGGCAAGGGCCUGCCUGGGACACAGGUUGCAAGGCCUCCUGCUCGGUUCCCGGGCAGGGCACCUGCCUGCGUGCAGGAGGCGGCCAGCCAGUGACCACGACUCUCAUCAUUGACGUUUCCC